AUGGAAAACCCACGCCAAUAUCAGCCAUUUGGCGGUUUCAACCGCUUCGUCAAUGUUAGACUGAACCGUGAUCCACCAGCACAUCCUCAACCCGGACAGCACCCAGGCUUCGGACCGAACCCAUUCAACCAAGAAAACAGACCAAAUAGAUUGAACCAAAGAGUGUACAUCAACCCCCCUCUCAUCUUUGACGCAGAACCCCGCCACCAAAGAGUGAACAUCAACCCCCCUCUCAUCUUUGACGCAGAACCCCGCCACCAAAGAGUGAACAUCAACCCCCCUCCCAUCUUCGACGCAGAACCCCGCCAACACAGAGGGAACAUCAACCCCCUUCCCAUCUUCGACGUAGAACCCCGCCACCGGCGCUAUCACGAGUUCCAACUCCAAGCGCUUCGACAGCCACCCGUCGCGCCACCACCCCAGAGGCAGGAGCAACAGCAACAGGAUCAACAGCAACAGGAUCAACAGCAACAGGAUCAACAGCAACAGGAUCAACAGCAACAGGAUCAACAGCAACAGGAGCAACAGCAACAGCAACAACAACAGCAUGACCAACAACAGCAGGGGCAACAGCAGCAGGGACAGGACCAACAGGAGCAAGAGCAACAGGAGCAAGAGCAACAGGACGAGGGACAAGAACCAGAGGCUCCCGUGAUCCGCCUCGGCCGGCACGGAAACGCAGGCGCGGCACGCACGCUGAGGGAACCGCCAAUGAUCGUACUCCUCGACCUGACAAAAGCGCUGAUCAGCCUGCUGCGCGCCGCGGCAGCAGGGCUCGGGGGCGCCAUCGACAAAGUCGCGCGGGCUGUACUCGCGGCGGCCUUGCCUUUGGUAGACUUCGUCACGCGGUGGGUCCUCUUCCUCUUUGUUGUCCUCCUUGCGCUGCGGGUCGGCAUCCCCGUCCUCGUGCGUGGCUUGACGGCCCUGCAGAAAGGGAUCGCGGCGGUGCUCGAGGCGCUGGUGGAGGUGGCGAGCUGGGUGUUCAACUUGGACAUAAGCUGGCCGUGGCGAAGCCCUGUGUUCGGCUACACACUGCGGGAAGAAUACAUGAGUAGAGCGGUGACUGGGAUGCCCUACCGCGAGGGGGCGUUUGCGGCCGGAGACUCUAUCCCGGGCCCGCCGUACGGCGCCACGGCCUGGAGCUCCGUAGGCGCCGCCUGGCUCGACCUGCCUUACUCGGUGGUCUCAAUCCCUUUUCGCAUACUCUGGUCAUUGCUUUGGAAUUUGCUUAUAUUGCCGGUCUUCGCAGUGUUCUGGGCUUUGAUUGUUGGGUUAGCAUUGGAUCUGGGGCUGAAUGUGGAGCAGCAAACGUAG
Molecule: messenger RNA, 1314 nt
Organism: Diaporthe amygdali
Lineage: Eukaryota; Fungi; Ascomycota; Sordariomycetes; Diaporthales; Diaporthaceae
Exons: 1
Coding region: 1-1314 (437 amino acids)
Cellular component (GO): nucleus; cytoplasmic ribonucleoprotein granule
Molecular function (GO): mRNA binding; RNA endonuclease activity
Source: RefSeq, a predicted model, not a curated record